This is a messenger RNA of Poecile atricapillus (Black-capped chickadee), 1762 nucleotides long. It is a transcript of the gene GABRA1, whose product is annotated as gamma-aminobutyric acid type A receptor subunit alpha1. Gene Ontology annotation, molecular function: transmitter-gated monoatomic ion channel activity involved in regulation of postsynaptic membrane potential; GABA-A receptor activity; inhibitory extracellular ligand-gated monoatomic ion channel activity. The record is from RefSeq and is a predicted model, not a curated record. NCBI's taxonomy places the organism in Eukaryota, Metazoa, Chordata, Aves, Passeriformes, Paridae. The transcript has 10 exons. Gene Ontology annotation, biological process: monoatomic ion transmembrane transport; regulation of postsynaptic membrane potential; chloride transport. The coding region runs from base 244 to 1611 and encodes 455 amino acids. Gene Ontology annotation, cellular component: GABA-A receptor complex; dendrite membrane; postsynapse.
GGGACGUAUUACUACUGUCUUGGUAAAGAGAAAGCUUUUGUUGUAUAGCGGCGGUCGGAAUAUUGGGAAGAGAAAUUUGGGUGCCCGGAGGAGCGGAUCAGCGGCGGCGAUGGCCGAGGCGGAGUGAGCGGCGGAGCGGGAGCCGCGCAGCCUCCGCGCCGGCGGGCGGACACCCGGCAGGGCAGCGCCGGGCGGGCAGCGGCGCCGCGGACCCGCGCCCCAGGGCUCGUUCCAGAGUCCACCAUGAAGAGAUUUCUGGUGCUUUGUGACUGCCUCUGGGCCUGGAGCCUCCUCUUGAAUGCACUGACUGAAAGAAGCUAUGGACAAACCUCAUCACAAGAUGAACUUAAGGACAACACCACAGUGUUCACCAGAAUUUUGGAUCGUCUUCUGGAUGGUUAUGACAACCGCUUGAGACCAGGACUGGGAGAGCGUGUAACUGAAGUGAAGACUGACAUCUUUGUCACCAGUUUUGGGCCUGUUUCAGACCAUGAUAUGGAAUACACUAUAGAUGUAUUUUUCCGCCAAAGCUGGAAAGAUGAGAGAUUAAAAUUCAAAGGACCUAUGACUGUUCUUCGGUUAAAUAAUUUAAUGGCCAGCAAAAUUUGGACGCCUGAUACCUUUUUCCACAAUGGAAAGAAAUCAGUGGCUCAUAACAUGACAAUGCCAAAUAAACUAUUACGAAUUACAGAGGAUGGGACGUUGCUAUACACAAUGAGAUUGACUGUGAGAGCAGAAUGUCCAAUGCACUUAGAAGACUUUCCUAUGGAUGCACAUGCUUGCCCCUUGAAAUUUGGAAGCUAUGCUUACACCAGAGCAGAGGUUGUGUAUGAGUGGACACGGGAACCAGCAAGAUCAGUGGUUGUGGCUGAAGAUGGCUCUCGACUGAACCAGUACGAUCUGCUUGGACAAACUGUGGACUCUGGAAUUGUGCAGUCCAGUACAGGGGAAUAUGUUGUUAUGACUACACAUUUUCAUUUGAAGAGGAAGAUUGGUUAUUUUGUCAUCCAGACUUAUCUGCCAUGCAUCAUGACAGUGAUACUGUCACAGGUGUCCUUCUGGCUUAACAGAGAAUCUGUUCCAGCAAGAACUGUAUUUGGAGUGACAACUGUGCUGACCAUGACUACGCUGAGCAUCAGCGCAAGGAACUCUCUGCCCAAGGUGGCCUAUGCCACGGCCAUGGAUUGGUUCAUCGCUGUGUGCUAUGCCUUUGUCUUCUCGGCACUCAUCGAGUUCGCCACAGUCAAUUACUUCACCAAGAGAGGAUACGCGUGGGAUGGCAAGAGCGUUGUUCCAGAAAAGCCAAAGAAAGUGAAGGAUCCUCUCAUCAAGAAAAACAACACAUACACAGCUGCAGCUACGAGCUACACCCCUAAUAUUGCAAGGGACCCUGGGCUGGCAACCAUUGCUAAAAGUGCAACAAUUGAGCCCAAAGAAGUUAAGCCAGAAACAAAACCUGCAGAACCCAAGAAAACUUUUAACAGUGUCAGUAAAAUUGACCGGCUAUCAAGAAUAGCCUUCCCAUUGCUUUUUGGAAUCUUUAACUUAGUCUAUUGGGCUACCUAUUUAAACCGAGAGCCCCAGCUAAAAGUUCAAACUCCACAUCAAUAACCUCAUUUAUUCGUGUAGUUCUGUUUUGUCUUUUGCUCUGGGAAUUGCUUCCCUUUUUCACAUACAGUAAUUCCCAUUUGCUCCAUUGCCUCUGUCUUAAAGAAAAUAAAGGUUUCCUUAGUUAGCAAAAGGUAAAAUAUAUCUGUAUAUU